Messenger RNA from Penicillium cinerascens, 1329 nucleotides. RefSeq lists its product as uncharacterized. The transcript is spliced from 3 exons. Bases 1 to 1329 code for a protein of 442 amino acids. Gene Ontology annotation, cellular component: fungal-type vacuole membrane. The record is from RefSeq and is a predicted model, not a curated record. Gene Ontology annotation, biological process: intracellular calcium ion homeostasis; calcium ion transmembrane transport. Lineage: Eukaryota; Fungi; Ascomycota; Eurotiomycetes; Eurotiales; Aspergillaceae. Gene Ontology annotation, molecular function: calcium:proton antiporter activity.
AUGAGCGGCAAUGGAACCGUUGAUCCUGGCGAGCGAACUGCUUUGCUAAGUGAAUCUCGUUCCUUCCAGGGUCUCUCACCCCAUCCGCAGACUGAGCAUGAAGGUCAUCAUCACCAUCCCAAGGACAAUCGUGUCUGGGUGCAAUGGCCUGCACACGUCGUGCGUCUGGCCUGGUUGACCCUGGUCCGGGACUACGUUAAUGUACUUCUGAUCUUUGUGCCGUUGGGUAUCAUCGCGGGUGCUCUUCAUUGGGACUCGACCGCGGUCUUCGUGUUGAACUUCUUCGCCAUUAUCCCGCUCGCCUCGAUGCUGAGCUUUGCUACCGAGGAGCUGGCCGGUACCAUGGGCCAGGCCCUCGGCGGUCUGAUGAACGCGACGUUUGGCAAUGCGGUGGAGCUGAUUGUCAGCAUCAUCGCGCUCAAGGAUAACCAGAUCCGCGUGGUCCAGGCCAGUAUGCUGGGCAGUAUCCUCUCCAACAUUCUCCUGGUUCUGGGCUGCUGUUUCUUCAUCGGCGGCCUCCGAUACUCCGAGCAGACCUUCAACAGCACCGUGGCAUCCACCAUGUCCUCGUUGAUGGCGGUCGCAUCUGCGUCCCUGAUCAUCCCCGCUACCCUCUACGCCGUCCUUUCGCAGUCCAAGCAAAAUGCCCAAGCCAACAUCCUCGUCCUGUCGCACGGUACAGCCAUCAUCCUGCUCGUGCUCUACGUCAUGUACCUCUACUUCCAGCUGCGCUCCCACGCACAAUUAUUCGAGGAGACCAACGCUAGCGAUACGGAGAACGCAAAUGGUGCGGAGGAGGAAGAAGAAGAAGAAGAAGAGCGCCUCCUCAGCCCGUGGGCUGCCACUGUCGCAUUGAUCGUCGUCACCGUUCUGGUGGCCAUUUGCGCCGAUUACCUCGUGGGCAGCAUUGACAGUAUCGUGCAGAAGACCGGCAUGAGCAAAACGUUUAUAGGUCUGGUGCUGAUCCCGAUCGUCGGCAACGCCGCAGAGCAUGUCACGGCCGUCGUGGUGGCCUACAAGGAUAAGAUGGACCUUGCGAUCGGUGUUGCGAUCGGUAGCAGCUUGCAGAUCGCCCUUUUCGUCACUCCCUUCCUGGUCAUCCUGGGCUGGAUCAUGGGUAUCGAGAUGACCCUGCACUUCCAGAUUUUCGAGACGGUCGCGUUCUUUAUUUCGGGACUGGUCGUCACCCUGCUGAUCCAGGAUGGCAAGUCGAACUACCUCGAGGGCGGCAUGUGUCUUGGAAUGUACUUGAUUCUCGCUCUUGCAUUCUACGUCUACCCCGACGAUGUCGGCGAGGGUGUCGGUGCCCUCAGCAAGCUCCUCAAUUGA